UUCCUGUAAACCUGUUACCUAACGAGGUCAGUGUCACUUAGCCGUUCUCGCCCUCUAACAGGAAUACUGGCCAGGGAUUAAAGCCCAGACCACCAUCUCAAGGAAGACUUUGGGAGCCUCCAAUUGGGAACCCUCCACACUCUCUUCAAGUGACGCACAGCAGCACCAACAGUCGCAAUGAAAAUUCUAAUCCCUUCCCUCCUUCUGUUGCUGCCACUAAUGCUGAUGCCUGUGGUCUCUAGCAGCCCAAAUCCAGGGAUCGCCAGAGGCCAACGGGACGAUCGCCAGGCUCCUAGGACGUGGCCCCACAAAGGCAGCCAAGAAUGUGAUUGCAAAGACUGGUUCCUGAGAGCCCCUAAAAGAAAACUUAUGGCAAUGCCUGAGAUGCCAAAGAAGCAGUGUCCCUGUGAUCAGUUCAAGGCCAGUGUGAAGAAAACCAGGCACCAAAGGCACCACAGGAAGCCAAACAAGCACUGGAGAGCCUGCCAGGAAUUUCUCAAACAAUGUCAGCUAGCAAGCUUUGCACUGCCUUUAUAGGACUCCCUCUCCCAAUGAAGCAUUCUCAGUCAAGAUGGUAGAGAACACCUAGAGGAUGCCCUCCUCCCACUUCCAGCUCCCCUAUCCUGUCCCUACUCCAGCAUUCUCACAAAGCAUUUUCCCCAAGAUUAUUGCUUCUUCUAGUGCCCUCUUCUCUUGUCAGUCUUUUUUCCUGUGCACCUCCUCCCUCCCUUUUCCCAGGCUUAAACUUAAUUACCUAGAAACCCUGGUUUCUUAACUGGUCCCAAAUGACCUUACAUAUAACCAGGCAAGUAGCAAACAGAAAAUAAAUAUUUUUAAAUGUAGUAAGUCAAAAUCCAUUUCUUUCACAUGGGGUCUGGCAACUCAUUUAAUCCCCACUUUAGCCCGUUUACUGCAAACUCUACCCAGACUCUACACACACUUCCCACCACCAGCUUCAUUCUUCCUCUCCACUGCCCAAUUUUUUAUUCUUUUACCGUUUUAACAAACCUUUUUGAGGUAAGAGCUAAGUGGAGAAAAGACAACAGGUAUAGGAACAAAUCUGACAUGAUCUUACUAAAGAUAAUGUAAAUUUAAAAAAACAAAACAAAAAAAACCUGGCACUCUCCCAACACAUAGAAUGCCUAAAUACUAAAUACUAAAGUAUUAAUGAUCCUUCUUAUCAUCAUCAUCAUCAUUAAUGGUCAUUGUACUCUGUGGGUUUCUAAUCUAGUACAGAAAACUCAUAUUCACAACCACAGUUCAAGGCUAGAGAGAUGGUGUGGAAGAUCUCAAAUGCCAUUGAAAAGGCCUUCAUGCU
Mustela erminea (ermine) is the source of this 1318-nucleotide messenger RNA. RefSeq names its product C-X-C motif chemokine ligand 17 (gene CXCL17). The record is from RefSeq and is a predicted model, not a curated record. Lineage: Eukaryota; Metazoa; Chordata; Mammalia; Carnivora; Mustelidae. Gene Ontology annotation, biological process: positive regulation of vascular endothelial growth factor production; negative regulation of inflammatory response; positive regulation of monocyte chemotaxis. Bases 178 to 537 code for a protein of 119 amino acids. The transcript has 4 exons.